AUGGCUUCUCAAUCAGACUUUCGAUCUCGCCGUUCUUACCCAUCUCUAAAUCGCACCUCCCUCGCUCCGCUAACUCCUUAUUACCCCAUUGACGAUGACAAUGACUUGGGACAUGGCUCACAGGACUACUUCUCCCCUCAAAGCGAGGCUCUCAACACCCCAACCAGAACCUCCUACCUAUCUAGUUACUCAGUUCCUGGUACCCCUGGCGUUCUCUCGCGUACGCCUUCGAGGAGUGGUUCACGCGUCCGCCAUCACUCCCGAAGCAAAAGCUCAACACCUAUUCAUCUAAGCGACUCCAACCUCCAGGAGCGGAAUGUGCACCAAUCGCUGCAUCACCAAUCUGGAGACAGCGGGAGCGGGACUGUCAGCGCCAGUGCUAGUCCUACUACUAGCAGGAGAGCUCGGCGCUCUGCAGCCCACCGCCAUCAGCCAUCCGAAGCGAGAGACCCCGAGUGGAUCCUUCGUGCGGGUGUUGCGCUCGCAUCGACGGCCCGCGAGGAAAAGGGCCAGAGCUGGCUGGCAAAAAGAGAGAGUUCAACGAGCCUAGUCUCCGAGGCGGGAAAUUAUGAAGUUGAUGCUAUCUCACAUGCUCUGCGAACAGGCAUAUCUCGCCGGACAAAGUCCGACCGGUCCACGCCUGCAGCUGCGCAUUCACGAUCCCGCGUGGCUAGUCGACGAAACAGCAGGCCUGACCUAUCGAUGACGGGACUCGAGAUGUCGACGGCUUCGCCCAUCUCCAAAGGAAAUAGCCUCCACAUCGCCUCAGCUCCACGAACGCCCUCAAACCGCACAAGCGAAGACGCGGGAUCUUCUACAUCUUUCCUCCCACACUUCAUAGACGAGCGCGUCCGCGCUGAGAUGCGGGAUACAAUCCAGGAAAACCUCGAUGAUGACUACGACUCCAUGAUAUCAGACUACUGGGACUCGGAAGAAGACGAAGAAGAAAUCGAUGAGCGUGAACUCCAACGCCUGACUCGCGAGCGUGGAUUCGGCUUGGGAAGUUGGAUUGAUCGCCUAGUAGAAUGGACGCUUUUCGGUGUCGACGACUGGCCGCUCUCGUCCUCUCCAGACGCAGUAACCAACCCACCGGCAGCAGAAUUGCAUGCAGACCUCGAAAAUGACCCACCUCACGAUUUAUCCGACAGAGAUGACGAUGAGACCAGAAGCCAAAUGUCAGAUGCCUGUUCUGAGAUCAAUCCGAUGGAAAGAGCCGGAGACCACGGCGGCUGGGACGAUGCAGGAUGGUUCUUUCGCACUAUAAGACAGGCGUUGAUAUCAACUUAA
Molecule: messenger RNA, 1287 nt
Organism: Aspergillus mulundensis
Lineage: Eukaryota; Fungi; Ascomycota; Eurotiomycetes; Eurotiales; Aspergillaceae
Product: DUF3984 domain-containing protein
Exons: 2
Coding region: 1-1287 (428 amino acids)
Source: RefSeq, a predicted model, not a curated record